Messenger RNA from Symbiodinium sp. CCMP2456, 1830 nucleotides. NCBI's taxonomy places the organism in Eukaryota, Dinophyceae, Suessiales, Symbiodiniaceae. The record is from the annotation of a GenBank genome assembly.
AUGUUCGCACCUCGUGUUGGAGUUGCUAUGCGGCGCUUGAUCACUGCACCCCGUACAGUGGCAGGUGGUCUGCGCUGGAAGUCUGCACUAGUUUCAGCCCUUCCCACGGAUCCGGAAGCCUACGUCAGCAACAAACUGGCCAUGUUCGACUCGAUGCAGUUCACACCGAUUCGUGAGAGCACGGUCAGCCGUGAGAUGACACGGCGCUACAUGUCGGAGAUGCUGGAUUAUGCGGAGACCGACGUGGUCAUCGUGGGCGCUGGCUCAGCGGGGCUUUCGUGUGCCUACGAGCUGACAAAGCAUCCCGACAUCAAGGUGGCCAUCCUGGAGCAGAAUGUCGCUCCUGGUGGGGGCUGCUGGUUGGGAGGGCAACUGAUGAGCUCCAUGGUGGUGCGUAAACCGGCCGACGAGUUCUUGGAUGAGUUGGAAGUCCCCUACGAUGACCAAGGCGACUACGUGGUUGUCAAGCAUGCGGCCUUGUUCAUGUCCUCCGUCCUCCGCAAGGCCCUGAUCGCCCCGAAUGUGAAGCUCUUCAAUGCCGUCGCCGUGGAGGACCUGCUCGUUAGGCAGGAGCCGGAGAGCGUGGCGGUCCGGGGUGUCGUCACCAAUUGGUCCCUCGUCACGCAAAACCACGACACGCAGUCUUGCAUGGACCCGCAGGUCAUGGAGGCGAAGGUGGUGGUGACGGCCACCGGCCACGACGGCCCCAUGGGCGCGAGCUCUGCGAAGCGCCUUGAGUCUCUUGGUGCAUUGCCCUCGGGGCUCCCGGGCAUGGGCGCCUUGGAUAUGAACACUGCCGAGGAGCCGACAGUUGAAGCCUCAAUUGCUGCGAAGCUUCUGACGGUUGGGUUCUGUGCUCGGCAGGAUGCUGUGGUGCAGAUGACCAGCGAGGUCGUUCCUGGCUUGAUCUUUGCUGGAAUGGAGGUUGCCGAGGCACGAGGAUGCAAUCGGAUGGGGCCAACGUUUGGCGCAAUGCUCCUCUCGGGGCAAAAGGCGGCUAACCUGGCCAUUCAGGUGCGCUGGUCGAGUCCGAAAUGCGAUGCUGCCAUUCUCAGCCGUUCCAGAUUUUGGGAGGGUGGCAGCGGCACCAGUUUCAAAGGCUCUGCAGCGCAGGAGCGCAGGAGCGUUGGCGAAGACCGUUGCAAAAGGAGCUUGCGCCAGGAGGAGGUGUUCAGCUUUGAUUCCAGCCGCUAUGAUCUCAGAGGACUGGCGGCAAGACUUCUGGCAGAGGCUGGGCCCAUGGUCGGCUUCGGCUGCUUCGUCGGUUCCUCUCUGGCCUUGGAGCGCUUCCGGGCAGAGGAGAGGACCUUCAGCUCCUUUGCCUACGAGAAGGCAUGGAGACGAUGUGUCCUGGGCUGCCCGUCCUUCCUGGCCUGCUACGACCGUCUUCUGGAAGAGGUCAUCUGCCCACGCUUAAGGGAAAGGCUGGAGGAGGCUGGCCCUGUGACUUUCUACUGCCAGCAUCCGCCGACGGUCCGACUGCAGCCAGGGCGCAGUAGGCGGUCUCGAAUGCUGCAUGCGGACGAGAGAUAUGGCCACCAAGCAGGUGAGAUUAACUUCUGGAUGCCACUGACGGACUACAAGUUGACCAGGACGACGCUGUGGAUCGAGUCUUCGCCAGGAGAAGGCGACUUCCAUCCCAUUGAAGUCCACCCCGGUGAUGUCGCUAUGUUUCAUGGGACGCUGGUGCGGCACUUUGUUCCGCCCAAUCGCUCUGAGCACACGCGGGUAUCCAUGGACUUCCGAAUCGGGGUUGGCCAGCAUUUCGACCCCGACUGGCGUUUGCUGGGGCUACAGCACUACCACCCGCGACGGACCAUUGUGCUGUGA